UCUCCUUUCCUUUAUUGUUUCGUGAUGAUUAAUUAAUAGUGAAUAAAUGUUGCAUUUUAAUAGUUUCGUACUUCUAAUUUGCAUCAAUCAGUGUCACAAAUGAAUUUGCAGAGUCUUUUUCAAGACUUUAAUCCGAGUAAAUUUUUAGUAUACUUUUGCCUCCUCCUCUUCACCCUUUUGUUUUGCUUGAGGCUUGAUGGCACAAUUACUUGGAGUUACUGGGCUGUUUUUAUGCCACUGUGGGUGUGGAAAUCCAUGGUUAUCGCAGGAUCCUGUGUUGGCAGCUAUGUUUGGUGGCGACAUCCACAAUAUAGGGUUGAAGGGGAAGGAUACAUACAUUAUAAAGCAAUGCUAAUUAGUGUAGUUUUGCAAGUCCUUUUACUGAUGUUUGAAGUUCUUGUUUGUGAUAAAUUGGAAAAUAAUAGGCAUUGGUGGAUGCUGGUUUUUGUCCCAUUGAUAUUUAUUUCAAUUAUAUCAAUUGUGGUGUGCAUUUGGGCUGUAAAGCAUGAUCGUUCAUUUGAGCUGGAACUGUUUUGUUCUGUUAAUAUUCUUCAGUUCAUUUUUCUUGCUUUGCGACUAGAUGAAAUCAUCAUGUGGAACUGGGUUGUUGUUUUUGUUCCAUUAUGGAUUGUGAUGUGCAUGGCUGUGAUAGGUGUUUUGUAUGCCAUAAUAUUUGCUAGUAUUUUACUCCGUACUCCAGAAGUUAGUGCUGAACAAAGACGUACAAGUAUGCAUUCUGCUGUCUCCUAUAGUGUCAUAGUUAUCCCUCUUUUAAUAUAUCUUGUUCUACUAUCAAACAAACUCGAUAGUGAAAGCAGUUUGACUUAUGCAGCAACUUGCAUUCCUUUGUACUUCACAUUCAUUGUUUUAAUCCUGUUGUCUUUUGGAUCUAAAGGUGGAAAUCACUGGUGGUUUGGAAUCAGGAAAGAUUUUUGUCAGUUUGUGUUAAGUGUAUGUCCAUUGCUCCAGGAAUAUGGAAACAUUUCUUACAGUCUGCAUAGCAACGAACCAGAAGAUGCUGAACCUCCAGUACAAGUUACAUCACGUGGAAAACCUCCAUAUUUUCAAUCAAAGAAAAAAAGUGCCUCUAAUCAAGCAGAAUUGAGAGUUGUUGUACCUGCACUUUCUAUUGAAACGCCAGAUUAACUCAUCUUUGAAAUUAAACUUUCAUUAAAUGUCAAAUUUCGCACACAAGAAUUUAUCUCCAGUAAACAUUUUUUUAAGCAUCCUCUCUUAUUUUACAUAUUAAAAAGUAUAAUACAUGUAUAACUUGUAAGGCUAUUU
Messenger RNA from Uloborus diversus, 1284 nucleotides. Its product is annotated as transmembrane protein 185A-like. The coding region runs from base 100 to 1146 and encodes 348 amino acids. Lineage: Eukaryota; Metazoa; Arthropoda; Arachnida; Araneae; Uloboridae. The record is from RefSeq and is a predicted model, not a curated record. The transcript has 7 exons.